AUGAACCGUUUCUCAAGAUUCCAAAUAAAGCUCAAUGGUCGACCGAUUUUCAGCAGGGCAUCAAGUCGAGCGGCUAAUCGAGUUCAGGCACCAUUGCCUCGAAAGCUGAUCAAGAACAAAAGCAGUGGCCAAAAUACAUUCGUAAAUGAGCUUGAAAACCAGCUUCUGUCAGGAAAACUGCCUCUUCCGAACAGCAGGCUGAAUAUUGCUUUACUCGCCCUAUGCCGACCUUUAGGAAUCGAUAAUAGCUCCCUCACGGUUCAAAAGAUGAGGUUAAUAAACAAGAUGGUAUUACAGGGUAGAGUUAACCCUCUGGCCAUAGAAGAGGCUUGGUCUAAUGGUUCAUCGAAACAGACCAUGGUAAACAUCCUCAAACCACAGAAAGAGGCGAAGCAGAUGGGUCAUAUUGGCGAGAGCCCAAAAAACACAGAACUAUUAAGUAUUCGACCUUCAACUUCCAAAGAGUUCCAAAAAACCUUGGAAAAUUUGAGUGCUCAGACGGGGUAUUCUAGUUUGAGCGAUGGGUCUGAAUCAAUUAGAGACGCGGUGUUAGACCCUAGGCCGGAACCUUAUAAAAGUGACAUUGACAUCUCCACUUUACAAUCGUUCUUGAGAAACACUGAAAAAUCCAAGAGAGAACAACGACAAUUCGCUUGGGAACAAACGCGACGGUACGAGUGGAACCAAAAUAUAAAUCCAAUGGGUGCUGUUUCACCUGGUAGUCUGAUCUUCAACAAUAACUCUUUGAGACCAAGGUCCAAGAUUUUCAAAGCAUUUGAAAACCCCAGUUCUAUUCAGUUUGAAUCAAACACAGAUCAUGCCAGGCAAGGCCCGGUUGCCGAUUCGACAGAGAUUCUGAUCUAUGACAUGGAACGAGGCGAGAAAUCUGUCGGUACAUGGAAAACGCAGAAGACUAAUUUACAUAUAGAAUACAAAGAUUUGUUCACUGUGAUCAAUGGCAAUUCAAAACCACCCGAACAGCUACUUAGAAUUAUUACGGGACUAGAGGAAGAUAAAUGGCAACUGAUUGGAGAAGUAGACGUGAACGAGAGUAGGGGCAUCAUUUUCAAACGGGACAGUACAACAAAAAAAGGGCAAGUCUUUAACCUCAUCAGCGUCAGCUUAGUGGCCCUCUUGAUCACGGUCACCACUUACUUCGUAACGCAGCGGCAGAAACAGAGAAGGUCAAACGCGUAG
Lachancea dasiensis is the source of this 1197-nucleotide messenger RNA. NCBI's taxonomy places the organism in Eukaryota, Fungi, Ascomycota, Saccharomycetes, Saccharomycetales, Saccharomycetaceae. The record is from the annotation of a GenBank genome assembly.